This is a messenger RNA of Phytophthora infestans T30-4, 1098 nucleotides long. RefSeq names its product serine protease family S33, putative. The record is from RefSeq and is a predicted model, not a curated record. Gene Ontology annotation, molecular function: monoacylglycerol lipase activity; short-chain carboxylesterase activity. The coding region runs from base 1 to 1098 and encodes 365 amino acids. NCBI's taxonomy places the organism in Eukaryota, Oomycota, Peronosporomycetes, Peronosporales, Peronosporaceae. The transcript has 2 exons.
AUGGCUCGAGGUGUUGUGAGCUCUCGCGCCGUCACGUCCAAGCGCAUCAUCGCCGGCGACUCGGAGCUCAACGCGUUCAUGACCGGAGCGCUGCAGCCUCUCCUGGACCGCUACACGCCGACGUGGUGGACGAAUUCCCACAUCCAGUGCUUCCUGACGUUUCUGGUGCCUCAGAGCCCCGUCAACUACAAGAGAGACGUGCUCACCUUCCAGGACGGCGGCCAAGCUUCUCUGGAUUGGGCUGUGGAGUCUUCCGUGGCAACGACAUCCCCACUGAAAGACGACUCCCCCAUCGCUAUUAUCAUGCACGGACUUGUGGGUUGCAGCGAGAGCAUGCGCUCUCUUUGUGCCGAGGCCCUGGUCCACGGAUAUCGCCCCGUAGUGUUCAACAAACGAGGCCACGGAGGCUUAAAACUGGCCACUCCGAAGCUCCAGGCUUUCGGGUGUGUGCAGGACUUGCAACAAGCCAUCGCUCAUGUGGAAAAGAUCUUCCCAAACAGCGAACUAUACGGCAUUGGCUGCUCUGCUGGCUCGGGCUUACUAUGCAGCUAUCUGAGCGAACUCGGCGACAAGUCGCGUCUCCGUGCUGGCGUGUUGAUCUCGCCCGGUUACAACGCCUUCGACCUGUUUUGCGGUGGCAAGAUCAACCCAUUGUACAAUUUUCUCAUGACGUUUACACUCAAAUCGUUUUUACUUCGCCACAAGAACGAGUUGAGUGAGGUCGUGGACGUGGCACAAGCUCUGAAAGCCACGAGUAUCUGCGAGUUCGACCAGCACGUGUACAUGAGGAUGCACGGCUAUGAAGACUUGGAAGCCUACUGGAAGAUCAACAACCCCAUGCGAGAUGUGGACAACCUCAAGGUGCCAUUUCUCUGCAUUAACGCACUGGACGACCCCGUGUGCACCAAGGAGAAUAUUCCGUACCACGAGUUCAGCAGGAAACCUAACGCUAUGCUGAUAACUACCCCCGAAGGCAGCCACUGCGCCUUCUACGAGGGCACUUUCCAGCUCAAAUCGUGGUGUCACGGGGCUGCUAUGACGUAUCUUGAUCGUCUGCGCGAGUUUAAUGCCAACACAAAAUCUGCUGUCACGGCGUAG